AUGGCUUCCUUUAGCUUCCUAGUGUUUCUUCUUGUUACUCUAACCGUCAUCUCUAAAGGGCUUGCAAACUUUAGUCGAACUCGAAUUAUCCCCAAUCACCCUUUUUAUUAUAGACCACCACCAACCGAGAAGCCCCCGUUAUACGGACCAUCAAUUGGGAAGACCCCAGGAUACAUAUCAAUAGUACCGCAACCAUCACCUAUUAACAGGACACCAAUUUAUAGAACACCGGUAGAGAAGCCACCUGCAUACAAGCCACCAGCUGAAAAACCUCCAAUUCAUUAUAGGCAACGGGUAGGAAAACAACCUCCGUACAAUCCUCCAAUUGAGAGCCCUCUUAUUUAUAAGCCAUACCCGCCACCAACUUAUAAGCCAUAA
Trifolium pratense (red clover) is the source of this 378-nucleotide messenger RNA. Its product is annotated as repetitive proline-rich cell wall protein 2-like. The coding region runs from base 1 to 378 and encodes 125 amino acids. The transcript has a single exon. The record is from RefSeq and is a predicted model, not a curated record. Lineage: Eukaryota; Viridiplantae; Streptophyta; Magnoliopsida; Fabales; Fabaceae.